Messenger RNA from Daucus carota subsp. sativus, 2400 nucleotides. RefSeq names its product probable thimet oligopeptidase. The record is from RefSeq and is a predicted model, not a curated record. Gene Ontology annotation, biological process: proteolysis; peptide metabolic process. Lineage: Eukaryota; Viridiplantae; Streptophyta; Magnoliopsida; Apiales; Apiaceae. Gene Ontology annotation, molecular function: metalloendopeptidase activity. The transcript has 20 exons. Bases 130 to 2220 code for a protein of 696 amino acids.
AAAUGUUAAAAAUAAUUUUCCCUCUCAUUUGGUGCCGCUUUCACAAAGGGCGUGAAUUGCAAAGCAAGGGUUUCAUAUCUGAUUUUCCCUGCUUAUCAUCUCUCUCAAUUUGUGUCCUUUGUUCUAGAAAUGGCGAAAGAGAAAAGAGACAAACACAACAAUAUCAUAGCUCUCACCGGAGCUGCCGGCGCCGCCGCGCUUCUCGCUUUCGCUCUCAACUUCGCUAUUUCUUCGCUCAAUUCCAGGCACAAGAAGAAAGAACUUAAAGGCUCUAAGGUGCAAAUUAAUCUAUCGCCGUCUCGAAUUAUUCGAUUAGCUGACCAGUUAAUUGCGAAAUCGAAAGCCGUGCACGAUGCUGUUGCUUCCGUUCCUCUCGACAAGGUUAGCUAUAAUAAUGUAAUAUCGCCAUUGGUAGAUUUGGAAAUACAGCAAUUUCCGCUGCUCCAAUCCUGUAUCUUUCCAAAGAUGGUAUCUUCAUCUGAAGAUGUGCGCAAAGCAAGUGCUGAAGCUGAGCGAAAAAUAGAUGCUCAUGCUGACAAAUUAAGAAAGAGGGAAGAUUUGUACCGUGUUAUCAAGGCAGUUGCAGUGAAGGGGGAAAAGAUGAGCACCGAAGCUAAACGAUAUACACAGUUUCUGGUUAAAGACUUUGAGCGGAAUGGUUUGAACCUCACAUUAGCUAAAAGAGAAGAGCUGCAGCGUUUGAAGACCCAGUUAGAUGAUUUAAGCAUUCAAUAUAUCCGAAACAUCAAUGAUGAUGGUUCAUUUCUCCUCUUCAACGAGAUGGAUUUACUAGGGCUGCCUCUUCAAUUUCUACAGAGUCUGGACAAAGCAGAAAAUGGGAAGCUCAAGAUUUCACUUGGAAGUCACCAUCUUUUGCCAGUACUAGAGUUUUGUAAGGUAGGUACCACAAGAAAAUCUGUGGCUGUGGCAUAUGGGAGGCGAUCUGAGCUUAACCUUUCUGUAUUACAGAAUCUGGUUCAUUUGCGCCAUAAAUUCGCUAGACUGCUUGGCUAUUCAAACUAUGCUGACUACACUGUUGAACUCAGAAUGGCAAAGUUUUCUCGCAAGGUUUUUGAAUUCUUAGAGGACAUAUCUGCUGGUUUAACUGAGUUGGCUGCUAAAGAACUUGAUCUUCUGAAAGGCUUAAAGAAGGAGGAGGAAGGUGAGCAUCCUUUUGGCAUUGAGGAUCUUCAAUACUACGUGAAGAGGGUAGAAGAAAAACAGUUUGACCUAGACUUUGGUGUUGUUAAGCAGUACUUUCCUGUUGAUGUUGUUCUAUCAGGGGUCCUUAAGAUAUGUCAAGACCUUUAUGGACUAAGAUUCGAGGAAAUUGCAGAUUCUAUCAUCUGGCAUCACGACAUUAAUGUUUAUUCAGUUUAUGAUUUGCGUUCUUGUGAAUUGUUGGGUUAUUUGUACCUCGAUUUGUAUAAAAGGGAAGGCAAGUAUGGGCAUACAUGUGUCGUUCCUCUUCAAUAUGGUUCGUCUCAAGAUGGCUCAAGACAGAUUCCUGUGGCAUUACUUAUAUCUCAGUUCCAAAAGGAUGCUGGCGGUUGUUCAGGGUUAUUGCGAUUCUCAGAAGUAGUUAGUCUUUUCCAUGAGUUUGGUCAUGUGGUCCAUCAUAUUUGCAAUCGUGCAUCAUUUCCGAAAUUUUCUGGUCUUCGCCUUGACCCUGACUUUGUAGAAAUUCCUGCACAGGUUUUGGAAAACUGGUGUUAUGAUAACAUAGCUCUAAAGAUGAUAUCUGGUUAUCAUGAGGAUAUUACAAAGCCCAUUAAUGAUGAAAUUUGUGAUUCACUGAGAAGAUGGCGUUCUUCUUUCUCAGCGCUCAAAUUGAAGCAAGAGAUUCUUUACUGUCUCUUUGAUCAAAUUGUACAUUCCAAUGAGAAUGUUGACAUUAUCGGUUUGUUCAAGCACCUUCAUCCAAAGGUUAUGGGUGGCUUGCAGAUGUUAGAAGGAACCAACCCAGCUUCAUGUUACUCACGUUUGGCAAUAGGUUAUGAAGCUGUGUGCUACAGCCGCAUCUGGAGUGAGGUGUUUGCUGCGGAUAUAUUUGCCUCAAAGUUCCGUGACAAUCUAUUUGACCAAAAUGUGGGGACGCAGUUCAGAGAAAAGGUAUUAGGUCCCGGAGGAGCAAAAGAUCCUGUUGAAAUCCUGACAGAUUUUCUAGGAAGGGAGCCUUCAAUCCAAGCUUUCAUCGACAGCAAAAGUGACUUUAUCUAGUAGAGAAAAAGACAAGGAGAAAAGUAGUUACAUUUUUGUAGCAGGAAUAUACUUUUCUUCAAGACCAUUCAUUCUAAAUUGCAGGCCACAAUACACUUGACAAGCCUUUUUUAUGUUUUUUUUUACUAUUAGUUAUCCCUGCACCCUGCUCAUGGUUAAUAUCAAAACCUUUAUACUUUC